GUGUGCUUGAGCAUCGUUGGAGGCCUCUCUGCCUCGGAAGGGAGGGGAAAGGUUGUAACCACUCCUUUGGGGGGGUCGCCGAGGUCAUUGUAGGGGGUUUGCCGGAGCGGCUGCGCGGCGCCAUGGCGCAGGAAAGAAAAGGAACAGCCAAAGUGGACUUUUUGAAGAAGAUUGAGAAAGAAGUCCAACAGAAAUGGGAUACAGAGAAAGUCUUUGAGGUCAAUGCAUCGAAAUUAGAGAAAAAGGCCGGCAAGGGCAAGUACUUUGUAACCUUCCCAUAUCCAUAUAUGAACGGGCGGCUUCAUUUGGGACACACAUUUUCUUUAUCCAAAUGUGAGUUUGCAAUAGGGUACCAGAGAUUGAAAGGAAAAAGUUGCCUGUUCCCCUUUGGUUUGCACUGCACUGGAAUGCCUAUCAAGGCAUGUGCUGACAAAUUGAAAAGAGAAAUAGAACUCUAUGGUUGCCCCCCUGAUUUUCCAGAAGAGGAGGAGGAAGAGGAAGAAACCAAUGUUAAAACAGAAGAUGCAGUAAUGAAGGACAAAGCUAAAGGGAAAAAGAGCAAAGCUGUGGCUAAAGCUGGAUCUUCCAAGUACCAGUGGUGCAUUAUGAAGUCCCUGGGUCUGUCUGAUGAAGAGAUAGUCAAGUUUUCCGAAGCGGAGCAUUGGCUCGAUUACUUCCCGCCACUGGCCAUUCAGGAUUUGAAGAGAAUGGGUUUGAAGGUAGACUGGCGUCGCUCCUUCAUCACCACUGAUGUUAAUCCAUACUAUGAUUCAUUUGUCAGGUGGCAGUUUUUAACAUUAAGAGAAAGAAACAAAAUCAAGUUUGGGAAGCGGUAUACCAUUUAUUCUCCGAAGGAUGGACAGCCUUGUAUGGACCAUGAUAGGCAAACGGGAGAGGGUGUUGGACCACAGGAAUAUUCUUUAAUCAAACUGAAAGUGCUUGAACCUUACCCAUCUAAAUUAAGUGGUCUCAAAGGCAAAAACAUCUUCUUGGUAGCUGCAACUCUGCGCCCUGAGACCAUGUUUGGGCAGACCAACUGCUGGGUCCACCCUGACAUCAAGUACAUCGGGUUUGAGACCGCGAGUGGCGAUAUAUUCAUCUGCACGCAGAGGGCGGCCAGGAACAUGUCAUUCCAGGGCUUUACCAGAGACAACGGCGUGGUGCCUGUCGUCAAGGAACUCAUGGGAGAGGAAAUAAUUGGUGCCUCGCUUUCUGCGCCCUUGACAUCUUACAAGGUCAUCUACGUUCUCCCAAUGCUCACCAUUAAGGAGGAUAAAGGCACCGGUGUCGUCACAAGUGUCCCCUCCGACUCCCCUGAUGAUUUUGCUGCCCUCAGAGACUUGAAGAAGAAGCAAGCCUUACGAGCAAAAUACGGAAUCCGAGAUGAUAUGGUCUUGCCGUUUGAGCCGGUGCCAGUCAUGGAGAUCCCAGGUUUUGGAAACCUUUCUGCCGUAACCAUUUGUGAGGAGUUGAAAAUUCAGAGCCAGAAUGACCGAGAAAAACUCGCUGAAGCAAAGGAGAAGUUAUAUUUGAAAGGGUUUUAUGAUGGUAUAAUGUUGGUGGAUGGAUUUAAAGGACAGAAGGUUCAAGAUGUGAAGAAGACAAUUCAGAGAAAGAUGAUUGACAAUAAAGAUGCAUUUAUUUACAUGGAACCAGAGAAACAAGUUAUGUCCAGGUCUUCAGAUGAGUGCGUCGUGGCCUUGUGUGAUCAGUGGUACUUGGAUUAUGGAGAAGAGAACUGGAAGAAGCAGACGUCUCAGUGCCUGAAGAACCUGGAAACAUUCUGUGACGAGACCAGGAGGAAUUUCGAAGCCACCUUAGACUGGCUCCAAGAGCAUGCUUGCUCCAGGACCUAUGGUUUAGGUACCCGUCUGCCGUGGGACGAGCAGUGGCUGAUCGAGUCUCUCUCCGACUCCACCAUCUACAUGGCCUUCUACACAGUCGCACACUUGUUGCAGGGGGGUCACUUGCGCGGGCAGGCCGAGUCCCCCCUGGGCAUCAGACCACAACAAAUGACCAAGGAAGUUUGGGAUUAUAUUUUCUUUAAGAAUGCUCCAUUUCCUAAGACACAAAUCCCGAAGGGAAAAUUAGAUCAGUUACGGCAGGAGUUUGAGUUCUGGUAUCCUGUGGAUCUUCGUGUCUCCGGCAAGGAUCUUGUCCCAAACCAUCUUUCCUAUUACCUUUAUAAUCAUGUUGCCAUGUGGCCAGAUCAGAGUGACAAGUGGCCGGCAGCGGUGAGAGCAAACGGGCAUCUUCUCCUCAACUCCGAGAAGAUGUCAAAAUCUACAGGCAACUUUCUCACUCUGACCCAAGCUAUUGACAAGUUUUCAGCCGACGGAAUGCGCUUGGCGCUGGCUGACGCCGGUGACACCGUUGAAGAUGCCAACUUCGUGGAAGCCAUGGCAGACGCAGGCAUCCUCCGCCUGUACACCUGGGUAGAGUGGGUGAAAGAAAUGGUCGCCAACUGGGACAGCCUGAGGAGCGGCGCUGCCAGCACCUUCAAUGACAGGGUCUUUGCCAGUGAAAUGAAUGCAGGAAUUAUAAAAACAGAUCAAAACUUUGAAAAGAUGAUGUUCAAAGAAGCUUUGAAAACAGGGUUUUUUGAAUUUCAGGCCUCCAAAGAUAAGUACCGGGAACUGGCCAUUGAAGGGAUGCACAGGGACCUCGUGUUCCGGUUCAUUGAAGUCCAGACUCUCCUCUUGGCUCCGUUCUGUCCCCAUCUGUGUGAGCAUAUCUGGAUGCUCCUGGGAAAGUCGGACUCCAUUAUGAAUGCUUCGUGGCCUGUGGCGGGUCCUGUGGAUGAAGCCUUGAUACGUUCCUCACAGUACCUCAUGGAAGUGGCUCAUGACCUUCGGCUGCGACUCAAGAACUAUAUGAUGCCAGCCAAAGGAAAGAAGACGGACAAGCAGCCUCCUCAGAAGCCUUCACACUGCACCAUCUACGUGGCAAAGAACUAUCCGUCUUGGCAACAUGUCACUCUGUCAGUGCUCCGGAAGCACUUUGAGACCAACAAUGGAAAAUUGCCUGAUAACAAAGUCAUUGCUAGUGAACUAGGCAAUUUACCAGAAUUGAAGAAAUACAUGAAGAAAGUGAUGCCUUUUGUUGCCAUGAUUAAGGAAAAUCUGGAGAAAAUGGGACCUCGGGUUCUGGAUUUACAACUAGAAUUUGAUGAACAGGCUGUCCUUAUGGAGAAUAUCGUCUACCUGACCAAUUCCCUCGAGCUUGAACACAUAGAGGUCAAGUUUGCCUCCGAAGCAGAAGAUAAAGUCAGGGAAGAUUGCUGUCCUGGAAAGCCACUUAAUGUUUUCAGAACGGAACCUGGCGUGUCCGUGUCCCUAGUGAAUCCCCAGCCAUCCAAUGGUCACUUCUCAACCAGAAUUGAAAUCAGGCAAGGAGAUAACCGUGAUUCCAUCAUCAGGCGUUUGAUGAAAAUGGACCGGGGAAUCAAAGACCUCUCCAAAGUGAAGCUGAUGCGGUUCGAUGACCCCCUGUUGGGGCCGAGGCGAGUUCCUGUCCUGGGGAACGAGCACGCAGAGAAGACACCCAUCACGGAGCACGCGGUCUUCCACGUGGACCUCCCGAGCAAGAAAGUCCACCUCACAGAGAACGGCCUGCGGGCAGAUAUCGGGGACACCAUUGUCUACCUGGUUCUCUAAUGGUGGCCUCGGGGAGGGUUGUUCUUGUUCCUGACCAUGCAGCCACUGUGACGGUGCCUCAGUGGGGAUCGAGACCCUUAGUGGAGACUUCAGUGGAUUUCCUUCCUAACCAUCAAUUUCUGCAUGUCAUUCGAAUAAUCCUAGGUAGUCUGGGAUUCUGGGCCUAAUAAAUAUUUUUUUCCUUC
This is a messenger RNA of Sorex fumeus (smoky shrew), 3841 nucleotides long. RefSeq names its product leucyl-tRNA synthetase 1 (gene LARS1). Gene Ontology annotation, biological process: leucyl-tRNA aminoacylation. The transcript has 32 exons. Gene Ontology annotation, molecular function: leucine-tRNA ligase activity; aminoacyl-tRNA deacylase activity; ATP binding. Bases 123 to 3656 code for a protein of 1177 amino acids. The record is from RefSeq and is a predicted model, not a curated record. NCBI's taxonomy places the organism in Eukaryota, Metazoa, Chordata, Mammalia, Eulipotyphla, Soricidae.